AUGCCUCCAGCACCACCCACGCCGCUCUUUACGGUGCCACCUCGCUUUCUGUGCCCGUCUGUACCGUGUCAGUUCGUACGCACGAUCAGGUCAAUCCAGCCAAAACAGCGAGGAGGAACACACCCUGAGCGCUUCAACCACCUGAAGGGUAUGCCCACUCUAGGAGCAUCUCAGGAUGCGGCAUUCUUGCGCAAGGAACACAACUUUCCACUACGCACCGGUACACUCGCGAUCAAGAAGGGCAUGACGGGCAUAUACGAUCCGACCACGGCCAAGCGCGAAGCAUGCACAGUCCUGCAACUCGAUCGAUGCCAGGUCACCGGGCAUAAGAGACGAGAUGUACACGGCUACUGGGCUGUCCAGGUCGGUGCAGGCACAAAGGAGGCACGCAAUGUCACGAGACCGGAGAGGGGUCAUUUCGCCGCGAGCAACGUUCCCAUCAAGCGCCACUUGGCAGAGUUCCGUGUCAAGAACGAGGAAGGCCUGCCUGAUGUCGGCAGCAUCAUCACGGCAGAUCUCUUUCAGGAAGGUCAAUACGUCGAUGCACGAGGCACUACAAGAGGAAUGGGAUUCGCAGGAGGCAUGAAGCGUUGGGGAUUCAGUGGUCAGCCAGCAUCACAUGGUAACUCGCUUACCCACAGAGCCAUGGGUUCCGCAGGUGCCAGUCAAGGAAGCGGUUCGCGUGUCCUCCCUGGCAAGAAGAUGGCGGGACGCAUGGGAGGUGAAGGUCAUACAGUCCAGAACCUGAAGGUCAUGAAGGUGGACCGAGAGAACGGUAUCGUGGUAGUAAGCGGAGCUGUCCCGGGACCUAAAUACAGCAUCGUCCGGCUACAAGAUGCGAUCAAGAAGCCUUGGCCCAAUGUGGAUUUAUCCUCAGGCUUGUCAAACUUUGGAGGAGAGCCAACUAAAGAGGUCCCAGCAGCCGCGGAAGCUUGA
Messenger RNA from Fulvia fulva, 936 nucleotides. RefSeq names its product 54S ribosomal protein L9, mitochondrial. The record is from RefSeq and is a predicted model, not a curated record. The coding region runs from base 1 to 936 and encodes 311 amino acids. NCBI's taxonomy places the organism in Eukaryota, Fungi, Ascomycota, Dothideomycetes, Mycosphaerellales, Mycosphaerellaceae. Gene Ontology annotation, molecular function: structural constituent of ribosome. Gene Ontology annotation, biological process: translation. Gene Ontology annotation, cellular component: mitochondrial large ribosomal subunit; ribosome. The transcript has a single exon.